AUGGUUUUGUCCCAUGAGGACUCUGAUCAUGCUCAUUCAUACUGGUAUGCUCAGAUCAUUGGCAUCUUUCAUGCACACGUCUCAGCACUGAAGAGAAUGUCAUUCUUGUGGGUUCGCUGGUACAGCAUCGACCUGCAGCACAACUGGGGAUGGAAGCACAAGUGGCUUCCUCAUGUAGGCUUCCUCGAUGCAGACAAGCCUGGUGCAUUCAGAUUUCUAGAUCCUGAUCAAGUCAUGCGGGCAGUACACUUGAUCCCUGGAUUCGCACAUGGGAUAACUGACAUGCUUUUGCCGCCAUCAUUUGUAUGUGCACCUGCCGAGCAAGAUGCAGAUUGGCAAUAUUACUAUACAUUCAGAUUUGUGGACUGCGACAUGUAUAUGCGGUUCCGCAGCAAGGGUGUGGGCCACCAGUCAAUCUGA
This is a messenger RNA of Laetiporus sulphureus 93-53, 420 nucleotides long. RefSeq lists its product as uncharacterized. Bases 1 to 420 code for a protein of 139 amino acids. The transcript is spliced from 3 exons. The record is from RefSeq and is a predicted model, not a curated record. NCBI's taxonomy places the organism in Eukaryota, Fungi, Basidiomycota, Agaricomycetes, Polyporales, Laetiporaceae.